Colossoma macropomum (tambaqui) is the source of this 1425-nucleotide messenger RNA. RefSeq names its product small ubiquitin like modifier 3a (gene sumo3a). Gene Ontology annotation, biological process: protein sumoylation. The record is from RefSeq and is a predicted model, not a curated record. The transcript is spliced from 4 exons. Gene Ontology annotation, molecular function: ubiquitin-like protein ligase binding; protein tag activity. Lineage: Eukaryota; Metazoa; Chordata; Actinopteri; Characiformes; Serrasalmidae. Gene Ontology annotation, cellular component: nucleus. Bases 108 to 392 code for a protein of 94 amino acids.
UCAGAGGCGGAGGAGGUAAAGAGAGGCGCGUGCUCGUGGCGGCCGGGCGGACAGGAGAAAAAUCACACAAACACGGUGAGGAGCGACCUGCGGAGAAACGGGACAAAAUGUCUGAGGAUAAGCCCAAGGAGGGAGUGAAGACGGAGAACGACCACAUCAACCUGAAGGUGGCUGGACAGGAUGGCUCAGUGGUCCAGUUCAAAAUCAAAAGGCACACACCUCUCAGCAAAUUAAUGAAAGCGUACUGCGAAAGACAGGGAUUGUCAAUAAGACAGAUUAGGUUUAGGUUCGAUGGACAGCCAAUUAAUGAGACAGACACACCGGCACAGUUGGAGAUGGAGGACGAGGACACUAUCGAUGUAUUUCAACAACAGACAGGCGGCUCUCGCUAAACCUCUCCAUGCAGCGAGCUCCCACUCAGCUGUUUUAUUUGACUCGUUUUCCUCUAAAUGCUCUCUUUAACUGUACUGUUCAUUUUCCCCUUUUGCCAGUUUUCUUUGAAUGUCCUCCCCUAGUUUUCAUAGGGUGGGACCAGGUUUUUUUUUCCCCCUCCCCUCCAAUAUAUAACUAUCUGUGAGAUGGCAAAUGUGGUCCACAGGCAAGACUAAGAUGGCUGCCCUGAGGUGUAUAGUUCAAAAUGGCCAUCUGAACUGUGUUGCGUGUCUUGGUGUAAUAAUGGCCUGAAAGUCGGGUCACAGUUGCCAGUCCAGCCAUGCUUCCCAGAUCGAAACAGAAAUGGUCCAUUCCCAUAUUGUCGAUAUAUUCUGCAGAGUGAGGAGACCUGUUCUUUUUUUGAUUUUGUUUUUCCCCUGUAUGCCUGUCUCAUGCAGCUUUAAGUAUCUUUUAAGCCGGAAUCUGUUUUAUGUCUGUUAGCUGAAGAGAUGCCCACCCUGCGUUCUAUUCUUUUGCCACCCCCCCACCUCCAGUUUUUAAUUUGAGCUGCCUCACUCAUGAAGUAUCAAAGGGGGAUGGGAUUGUGGGGAACUUUCAGCCUUUUCUGACUGACCACCGAAGGGGAAACCUGGUCAGAUCGUUCUGUUAAUGGUGAGGAUCAGGUACUGGACCAAACCCUGAAGAAAACUUAAUCCAGGUUUUUAUUAUAAAUGUCUGUAGUUUCCCAUAUAAUCAAUUUUCAGAAGAAGGCAGAAAUUGUUUUUUAAAUCCCAAAGUUUACUGCCUUUUCCAAGCAAAAGGGAAUUGUUACUGUCCCUCCAUGGAAGUGUCGGUCUAACCAGAGAGGAAAGGUCUAAUUUACCCUCCCCUCCCCCUAAACUAGGUUCUCGCCUUCUGCUGUAUGGUCCAGCAGACUGGUAUCCGUAAGGGUCGGGCUGAAUCAGCAUCCAUGUGGUCUCAUCUUUCUGUACUGAUUUGUACAUUAUUUGUUGUCCUUUACUACUGUAUACAAUAAAUAUAGUUUGGUACUCA